Molecule: messenger RNA, 936 nt
Organism: Drosophila takahashii
Lineage: Eukaryota; Metazoa; Arthropoda; Insecta; Diptera; Drosophilidae
Gene: Rfk
Product: Riboflavin kinase
Biological process (GO): riboflavin biosynthetic process; FMN biosynthetic process
Cellular component (GO): mitochondrion
Molecular function (GO): riboflavin kinase activity
Source: RefSeq, a predicted model, not a curated record
CCGCCGCCAACAGCUGAUUCCCCUUCUGAAUGCGGAAAAUUUGUCUGUGUGUUUAUGAAUAUUAUGCCGAGCAAUGGAAAGAGCAAUAGUUAUACUCGAUAAAUUGGCCCGCAGUGCUUUGCGGUCGCAGAGCAAACCAAUACCGCAAAUCAACCGCCCGUUGGCCUGUGGGAAUCAUUUGAAGCGCCACCGCAGCACAUCUGGGUCAGAGUCCAAGGAAAUCCGGGAAAUGCUGAGCCAACUACCUCUCUUCGCCGGCGGCGAGAUCGUCCGUGGAUUCGGACGUGGCUCCAAGGAGCUGGGCAUCCCAACAGCUAACUUUCCGCUGGAGGUGGUGAAAUCGCUGCCUGAAUCACUGCCCACGGGCGCCUACUACGGCUGGGCGAACGUGGACAACGGACCGGUGCACAAAAUGGUCCUCAGCGUCGGCUGGAAUCCCUUCUACAGCAACAAGGAGAAGAGCGUGGAGACGCACAUGCUGCACGACUUCAACUGCGACCUGUACGGCCAGAUACUUAAGAUAUGCAUUGUGGGAUACCUGCGACCAGAGCGCAGCUUCGACUCCCUGGAGUCGCUGAUAGCCGCCAUUCGGGCGGAUAUAGAGCAGGCCAAGGAGUUUCUGGACGAGCAGGACAAGGCCAAGUUGAAGGAUGCUUCGUUCUUCACCGAGAAGCUUUGCCCCCCGAAAUAGCGAAUCCGCAAGUUAUCCUGCACAAGGAGGCCCAGCUGAAAGAGGCUUUACCGAGCAGCUCUGCCCCUGGAAAUAGUUAUUCCACAAGUUAUCUUAUCUCUCAGUUUGCACGAUGUACAAAGCGGAUUUCGAAUAACGAUUCAAGUACUUAAGUUGGCUGUUUUCAUUAAAUUCCGAUUCCCUCAUCAUGACACCAGAAAAUUAAACCAAUCGCAUUUAAUUUUGAUACCUAUCAAUUUUAUAAA